UUGCAAAAACUAGCAACACCUGGAAACUACCACUAGUUCCAGCAUCGACCUUCUUCUUCUCGCAUUUUACCCAAAAUCCAAUUUCUGCAAAGUUUCUCUGUAUUCAGUGUCCUUAAUCCACAAAAUGCCCAUCUCAAUUCCGAUUCCAUGCCAACACCUUUCCUUCUCAAAGUCACUGCAAUCAUCUCCAACUCCUCUUUUUCUGCAAUCAAAACUUUCCCGACUAUCCCUCUACACCCCACCUUCCAAGACCAUUAUUCGCAUGGGAGGCGGACCUAGGACCUACCCAGGUGGGGUUUCCAAGUGGCAAUGGAAACGGAUGCAAGCCAAGAAGGCUAAGCAGCUUCUCAAGGCCCGACUUGCCCGGGAGCGCCAAAUCUACGAGAUGCGCAAGCGGGCCGAACUCAAGGCUUCAGUCUCGGAGCUUGAGCGUCCCUGGGAGGUUGUUGAAAAAGCACCCAAUCUCUUCUCUGUCAGCGCUGACGAGCAACUUAAGGUCUUGGCUGACAGGUUUCAGAAACCUGGUGGGUUCGACAUGUGGAGUGAGAGAGACGGGCCGCAGUUGUUUGAAGCGGUUGAUGGGUUGCCUUCUGCGAGGUUUUUUCCUAAAGGGGUUGUGCAUAGUGUCAAACCGUACUUGAGAAAGGAGGACGAGGAUGGGAGUGAGAAUGUGGGAGAGGAGUCUGAGAGUCAGGAUGGGACGAGUUCGGAGAGUUUGAUGCCUGAGAAUUCUGCAAGAACUUCCAAAGUGGACAGGAGGACUGGGAAAAAGAAUGGUGUCAAUUGGAGGAGGAAAGGAUAUAGGAAAAGGUUAGAUUCUGCGCAGGUUGGUUUUGAUAGGAAGAAAAGAGAGCAGAGUUCCAUGAUUCGUGGAGGCAGUGAUAGAAUUAGUAGGAGUAAUUCGCAGUCCAGUGUUUAUGAUAUGAGUUUACCGCAAGAUGGAACUUAUAGGUUUGGUGAGAGAAGUGACUGAAACAUGUCAUCUCUGCUAUGGUAGCCAGAUGGUUGGUUCAGAAUAUUGACAUGGCGACCAUGUAAUAGCAAACGAAGACUGAUUCUCAAAAUUGGCGAGAUUGGGGGGAAAUAUGCAGAGUUUUGCAUGGAAUUACUGAAGUUUGCACCACAAAAACAUGCUGAUCAGUGAUUGGUAAGGAAGCCAAUAUCCUCCGCCAAAUAGGUGAUUGUUUUCCUUGAAAAUCUAUGUUUUAAACUUUAUUGUCCUGUGAGGGCCAAAAAAAAAAAACUUUAGUGUCCUCAAUAAGAAGACAUCUGUCUA
This is a messenger RNA of Rubroshorea leprosula, 1276 nucleotides long. NCBI's taxonomy places the organism in Eukaryota, Viridiplantae, Streptophyta, Magnoliopsida, Malvales, Dipterocarpaceae. The record is from the annotation of a GenBank genome assembly.